Messenger RNA from Boleophthalmus pectinirostris (great blue-spotted mudskipper), 1396 nucleotides. Its product is annotated as evC complex member EVC-like. The transcript has 9 exons. The record is from RefSeq and is a predicted model, not a curated record. Lineage: Eukaryota; Metazoa; Chordata; Actinopteri; Gobiiformes; Gobiidae. Gene Ontology annotation, biological process: smoothened signaling pathway. Bases 224 to 1396 code for a protein of 390 amino acids.
CAAACUUUACUGAGAUUCGGAUCCGUUUGUGAAAAGUUCUGUCCGAGUGGAACCGGAGAGAAGCAGAAGCACCGGGGCGGAGCGGCGAGCGCGGCCGGGGAGAGGCGCUUUUCUCCGGGACAUUUUAACCGUUUCGUCCCGGAGCUAACCGAGCUAAACUCACUUUAUUUCACCGUUUCACACUUUUACCUCACAUUUUCUGGUGUAAAACUGUGGAGUGCAGAUGUCGGAGCGGGAGGCUCCGUGGGAGUGCGAGGCGGACGUGUCUGUGAGCUUCCCCCGCUCCGGGCUCUGGUCCCCGGGGCUCGGGUCCCCGGAGCUGCUGCACAUUUACCCCGGACUCCUGGCGCUUUCCUCGGCGUGCGGAGUCCUGACGGGCGCCCUGACCGCGGCUCUGCUGCUGCGGGUCUGUGUGCAGCACUUUAUCCUCCACAGACAGGGUCCACGCCUCCUGGAGCCAGAGGAGCCGGAAGAGCCAGAGGAGCCAAAGGAGCCAGAACCCCAGAGGAGUGACCAGGGGCGGGGCCAGGGGCGGAGCCAGGGGGCAGAGUGUCCCCACGUGUCCUCACACGUGUCCUCACACGUGUCCCCACACGCUCCAGUGAACAGCAACAUUGCUGCGUUUGCCUCCAGAGCCAGAGUGGUUUACCCUAUCAGCCAAAAGUACAGACCUUUAGCAGACGGAGCUUCAAACCCGUCCCUCCAUGAAACCGGAUUGUCCCCUCACCCCACAGCCCCGCCCCCCGGCUCCUCCCCCUCCCCCUCCUGCUCUGAUGAUGACGAUGACGAUGACGAAGACGACGACGGCGAGGGGCAGAACGGAGGCGGCCAUUUUAUGUGUUCAGCGCCUCAGAGAGUGUUCAGGUUCACUCCUGUGUCCAGUCCUCUGCUCGCCCUCACGCAGAGCGGGUGUGCGUUGCGCGUCAGUGUGUAUUUCUGGGCUCUGGCUGAAGUGCGUCAGUUGUGUUUGGAGCAGCAGGAGGAACGAGCUCAGGUUUUGUCUCAGAUUGUGAAGCAGGUUUCUGGGGGUUUGGAGUCGGACGUUUACACGGAGCUGCUGCAGAGACACACACAGGAACUGAACGAGUGGAACCAGCCCCUCCCCUCUUGCUCUGACCUGACCUCUGACCCCACCCGUGACCUUGAGGACAGAGGGGGCGGAGUCACGGUGGAGGAGGUGGAGCGAUGGCAGAAGGAGAUGUUUCAGCAGCAGCUUCAGCAGUGCCAGAGCUUCAGUGAGCAGCUUGAGUGUUUCUCUCAACGUCUCUCAGUUUCCUCAGCGUUUUCUCCUGAAGCUCCUCAGAUCCUCAGUUCCAUCCACAAGAGCCUCUUUCAUCUGGAGAAACAUCUGCAGAGUCACCAGGAGACCAGACUCACGGUACUGCUCCUCCUCUGA